Molecule: messenger RNA, 1214 nt
Organism: Dermatophagoides pteronyssinus (European house dust mite)
Lineage: Eukaryota; Metazoa; Arthropoda; Arachnida; Sarcoptiformes; Pyroglyphidae
Source: RefSeq, a predicted model, not a curated record
AUCAACAUAAUUAUUACAGAGAAAAAAAAAUAACAUUAGACAAUUUCGUCAAUCUUAUUUCAUUCAACAACAACAACAACAACAACAACAGGGAUAAAAGGAAAAUCCUUCGUUUGACAAAUCAUAUUUAUCGUUUCAACAACAACAACAACAACAACAGCAACAAUAAAUUCUAAUGAAUCAUUUGUUUGAAUCUCAUUCAACUUUUAAUCAUUAUAACGAAAACAACAACGAUAACAACAAUCAAAUUCAACUAAAAAUGCGUAAAAUAAUGCGAUUAAAUGGACAUACAAAUGUUCAACGUAAAUCAUCACGAUCAAUAAUGAUUGAUAAUAAUGAAAAUUCAUUUGGAAUUUUAUCAUUUUUUCGAUUAUAUUCAAAAUUUAUGCUAGGUUUUUCAUUAUUUUCAUUAUGUUUAAGUAUUGUUUUACUAUUCAUUGGUACAUAUGCUUAUUAUGAAGCACAUAUGAUGGGAACUACAUCAUCAUCAUCAUCAUUACCAUCAACAUUGACAAUAACAACAACGUCAAAUAUUAAUAAAACCAAUGAAUCAAAUAUUAAUCUACAAUUUUAUCGUUCAAUAAUGAAUUUUUAUGGUAUAAAUGAAACUGAUCUAUCAAUGUUAUAUCAAAUCGAUACAAUUAUUCCAAUGGAUGAUUUUAAUCAUUUUCAUCAUCAUCAAGGUCGAUUACAUAGCUAUCAAAUAAGCAUGUUAUUCGUUGCUGUUAUAUCGAUUUUGAUUGAAGUUGGAUUAAUCUGUAGCAUCAUAUUUGAACAUUUCAAAUUAAGCCUAUUCUUUAAUAUUAUUAUGAUUGCCGGAUUGUUUCAUCAUUUAUCAUCAUCAUCAUCAUCAUCAUCAUCAUUAUCAUCAUCAAUAAAUGCAUCAUCAACAACAACAAUAACAUCAACAAUUAUGGUACAGAAUAAUAAUAGUAGUACGGAUGAUGGUAUAACAUCAUCAAUAUCAUUUAUAUAUCAAAUAUUGUUCCUCAUUCUAUUUCUAUUCUAUUCAUUUGGUAUAAAAGCAAAAAAUAAGCUAUCAAAACGUUUAAUGAUAAAAAAUGAAUUUGAAUUGAAUGCCGAUCAACGUUUCAUACAGAAAGCAUAAUUGUGAUUCUUUUUUUUCUGAUUCUCUGAAAACAAUCGAAAGAUGUUAAAAUUGAUAACUAUAACUAUUGUCAUUAUGUGUCGAUACAAUUAUGAUUCAUUGAUGG